Mollisia scopiformis is the source of this 1874-nucleotide messenger RNA. Its product is annotated as acetylornithine deacetylase. Lineage: Eukaryota; Fungi; Ascomycota; Leotiomycetes; Helotiales; Mollisiaceae. The transcript has a single exon. Gene Ontology annotation, molecular function: hydrolase activity. Bases 182 to 1444 code for a protein of 420 amino acids. The record is from RefSeq and is a predicted model, not a curated record.
CAGAAAUUCUGUGAGCACCCAUACUAUGAUACCGGCUACACUUAUAUGGAGCUCAUUUGACGCACUGCUCCGAUAGAUACAUGCCAGCUUGGUCUCUAGCUGCUCCACAGUGGACUUAUCCAUCGACCUCAAGCACUGUGUCCUUCGCUUAAAGAUUUCGUUACGGACUCCCCACGACAAAAUGGAAUUACUACCUAUCCAAAACCUUUUAAAGUCUCAAAUUGCACUCCGACAAAAUGAUAUAAUCUCAGCUACACAACUUCUGGUAGCAGCAGGCUCUCCCAACCCUCCAGGAGACACAACUCGUGUCGCAGAAGCUGCCACGCAUCUUCUCACGAAGAUUCCCGAGAUUGAGAUCAUACAACACGAGACAGCACCAGGCAUCGUUAACCUUGUAGCUCGAAUAUCAAGUGGUCGUCCCGGUCAACGACUUGUCUUCAAUGGACACUUGGAUACUUACCCAAUUUGUGAACAUCUGAAUUGGACUGUUCCGCCUCUAGAUGGAAUCCUCAAAGACGAGAAGAUUUAUGGAAGAGGAGCAUCAGAUAUGAAAGGAGGCAUCGCAGCAUCAAUUGUCACCGCUACUGUGCUAGCUGAGCAUAAACACUUGUGGUCCGGUGAGAUUGUGAUCACUCUCGCUGGAGAUGAGGAGAGUAUGGGUCCGUUGGGCACAGGAUGGCUCCUCGAAAACGUCGACAUUGCCAAGGGUGAUUUUAUGAUAUGUGGAGAUGUUGGUUCGCCCAACAUUAUUCGAUUCGGUGAGAAGGGCUUCUGCUGGUUCGAAAUUACAGCUACUGGGAUUUCCGCGCAUGGUGCACAUGUCCACAAAGGCAUCAAUGCUAUCGAUCGACUACGGAAAGCUUUGAAUUCUGUAGACCUACUUGAGAACUUGGUGGUGCAAGCGCCGCCGGAGAUCGAGGAAGCUAUCGAGGAAGCGACGAAGGUGUCAGAAACUACAUGCGGACACGGAGAGUCGCAUACAUUACAGCAUGUUACUGUCAACAUUGGCACAAUCACAGGUGGAACCCUGCUCAACUUGAUGCCCAGCCAGGCAUCAGCCCAAGGAGAUAUACGACUGCCUAUUGGAAUAUCAGUUUCUCAGGUCUUAGAGCAUCUCCACCAGCACCUUGAUACUAUGGCUGGAGUGACUUGGCGCAUUAUUCGGAGCCAUGAGCCAACGUACACCGCUCCUGCUCAUCCUCUCGUUCAAUCUGCACUUUUGGCAUCUCGACAGAUCUUGGGGAAGGAUUCAAGCUCUAUGGUGAAUAUGCGAGUUGGAGCAUCAGAUUCGAGGCUAUACCGAGCCACCGGUGUCCCAAGUGUUGUUUUGGGUUGUACUGGAUAUGGUCUGGGGGCGGCAGAUGAAUAUGCCACGAUUGGUGAACUUGUCAACAUGGCUCAAAUACAUGCUUUAAUCGCCUAUGAUCUUCUCAAGCCGCAGUAGAUCGAUUCUCAUUACAGCAGGCUAGAAAAUCGGCACUUGAGCAUGGAUAUCAAGGGUGUCUUCAUAGGGAGGAAAGAGGUAUUCUUCAUGCUACCCGUUAUAAGAGACUCAACAUGUACGAUUUCGAGUCUCUCCCAAGAAUAAAGCCAAUUGAUCUGCUUUUUUCUGCACCAGCUUGAUUGGCAGAGUCCCACGUCGGGAUACUACUUCUAGCCGCGGGACCGCCUGCACUGGGUUGCGGACUGGCAGGAUGAAGAGCCGGCGGUGAGGCUGCACGAUUGUAUUGGUGGCGUGCUGACAUGCCUACAUCAUCUGCAGCUCGGAUUCGCUUUACCCCUCAGCAUUGGUAACCACCCUUUCUACCAAUCGAUAAGCCAGGUACAAAAAGAACCAAACCACAGCUCUGGUAUCAGUACCAGCUGAAUGGGAC